Periconia digitata is the source of this 1767-nucleotide messenger RNA. Lineage: Eukaryota; Fungi; Ascomycota; Dothideomycetes; Pleosporales; Periconiaceae. The record is from the annotation of a GenBank genome assembly.
AUGGACGAAGACCCAGUAUUAGUACUCACCCUGAACUCAGUGCUUCUUCUAUAUAAAUAUGUCUCUCCAAAGCGAAUUCAUAGUCUAGCAUCAACUUCACUUCAUUCUUUACCCCAUCCACUCUUUUCUCUUCGCAAGAGCCAGUCGUUACAACUUAGAAAUCCACUUUUUUGUUUACCUUCCCACCGACAAUACUCAAACGCAAACCAGUGUCCAGCGUUCCACGCCAUGAAAAUCACCCCUUUCUUGCUCCCGGCCUUAGUCGUAGGUGCACCCCUCAUCGAUCGCGCACCACCUACGAGCAAGCAAUCUACUUCUUCCUACACCUCGACGUCGAGAUCUCCAGGGUGGCUGGUAACCUACGCCUCUCGCUCUGCAGCGCCCACGCAAUCCAUCCAAGUGCAGGAAGUAGGACAGAACGUCUAUUCUUCACCAGCGCCGGUUCAGACAUGGGGUGUGGUGCCAAAUGUUGCUCGCUCGGAAGACUCUGAAGCUGCUGGAGUGGCUAAGCGAGAUCCCCGGGGCGGAUUGGGCAAUAUCUUCGGGCCUCUGAUCAAGGAAGCGAUUCGGAAUGCACUUGAGGAAGCUAUGCAAGGCUCUGAGCAAGAGGCUGCGGCUGUCUCGAAGAGGCAGGAUAGGGGUCGAGGCGGUGGAUCGGGUGGAAAUGGUGGAGGUCAGGGCGGAGGUCAGGGUGGAGGUAAUUCUCGAGCGCCUACUACUCAAGCUGCCACAAGUCGUGCACCUACUACUCGAGCUAGUAGUACUAAACCGCCAACUACUCAAUCUGCGAGCACCAAACCGCCUACGACCCAAUCUUCCAGCGCUCGAGUGACUUCUACUCAAUUUUCUAGCACGCGAGCCUCAUCAACACAGUCUUCGUCCAGCAGGCCAUCCGCCCAGAGCUCGUCUAGCAGAUCUUCCACGCAGUCUUCUUCCAGGAUAGCAUCUACGCAAGGAUAUUCUACACAAAGGGAAUCCACCCAAAGCUCUUCUAGAGUGUCUUCCAGUCGUACCUCAUCAAACGUGCAGGCUACACAGAGUUCGUCUAGCAGAGUUUCUAGCCAGACAUCAAUCAACGGACAGUCCACUCGAAGCUCAUCUAGCAGAGAUUCCACUCGGAGCUCCUCUACUCAAAGCUCUUCCAGAAUCUCUUCUGUUCAGACUUCAUCCAACGGGCAGUCCACUCAAAGCUCACCCAGCAGAGUUACCACUCAGGGCUCGUCUAGAAGCUCCUCCGCUCGGACCAGUUCCAGUACCCUUCCUGCCCAGACUUCUUCAAGUGUCAUUCUGACUCAGACCUCUUCAAGCCAAGCUCCCAUCGAAACUGAGGUUCCAGAGGAUGACCCUCCGCCAUACACGGACCUUCCGACUCAAACCUCAUCUGAAUCUCCCGUCCCGACUCAAGCUCCCGAAGACAACUCUCCACCAUAUACAGACCUCCCCACUCAAACUUCUUCCCUUCCUCCCGCCCCAACUCGAAAUCCCGAAGAUACUCACCCAGGAGAUGAGGGUAUACAGAUUCCAGAUGGUCCAGUUCCCCCACCAUAUACCCAAGAGCCUGAGGAGGAAGGUUUUUACACGGAGCCCCCCGUGAACCGCAUCCCCGAUGAUGACUCAGCCCCACCGUAUCCACCGCCGGUAGACCACCCGAUCAUCCCUGAUUAUCCCGAAGGUCAAGCACCUCCUGGAGAUCUUUCGCCUCCAGCGUACGAAGAGGGGGCGCCUCCGGAGUAUCAAGAGAAAAGAGCACUUCCAUUUCUUUCUUAA